Messenger RNA from Ilex paraguariensis (yerba mate), 357 nucleotides. The record is from the annotation of a GenBank genome assembly. NCBI's taxonomy places the organism in Eukaryota, Viridiplantae, Streptophyta, Magnoliopsida, Aquifoliales, Aquifoliaceae.
AUGGAGCCAAUUGAGGUUGAUUUGAGUAAAGGCGGGUGUGUAGGCGGUUGUGGUGGUGGAGGUAAGAGUGGGGAAGGGUUUAUUGAUCGGAGUAAAGUGAGAAUUCUUCUUUGCGACAAUGACGCGAAGAGUCCGGAAAAGCGUUGUGAAUCCUCGUCUCCUGUUCUUCUCGAACAAAAUGCAACUGCUGCGUACAUUCCUUCAGAGCCCCAUCCAAAUGAAAUAUUCUUUCUUGGCCAGAUACUAUCUGCUGUAAAGCUUUUCCUUGUUCUUGCUUCAAUGAUAUUGCUUCAGCUUCUGCGUUCCCCAGGCCUGAAUGAACAAUUGCCAGUUGACUUGGAACUCAAAACCAUGUGA